AGGAGGUGCGCAGCUGGGCGCGCUCCUUCGACGCGCUGAUGCACAGCCCGGCCGGCCGCGGCGCCUUCCGCGAGUUCCUGCGCACGGAGUACAGCGAGGAGAACAUGCUCUUCUGGCUGGCCUGCGAGGAGCUCAAGGCCGAGGCCAACCAGCACGUGGUGGACGAGAAGGCCCGGCUCAUCUACGAGGACUACGUGUCCAUCCUGUCCCCCAAGGAGGUCAGCCUGGACUCGCGCGUGCGGGAGGGCAUCAACAGCAGGAUGCGGGAGCCGUCGGCGCACACCUUCGACGACGCCCAGCUGCAGAUCUACAGGCUCAUGCACCGGGACUCCUACCCGCGCUUCCUGGGCUCCCCCGCCUACCGCGCCCUGCUGCUGCGGGCCGGCCCCGCGCCCGCCAGCGAGGCCUAGGCCGGCCGAGCUCCCUGGGCGCUGCCGGACUGCGGAGCGAGACCUGGGGGCCGGCACCCCCACAGCAGACCCAGCGGCUGGCGAGGAAGCCCCUCCCCUGCCCCCCCACCCCACGGCGGCCGGCUUUGGGGGGGACAGGGCCUGUCCGUCUGUCUCUGUGAUUUGGGGACCUCCACCCUCAUCCAUCCCUCCGAGGCCAGGAGGGCGCUGGCCGGGGCGCUGAGCGUGGUCCUGGCUGUACGCGGACUUGUGCCCUGUGUCUUCAGAAACAAGUGCCGAUGCUGCCGACCUGCACUCUUCCCCCAAACAGGCUGUCUCCCCGCGGCUGCUCUUUCUAAAGCAAACCCCCGCCGUUCCUGGGGGGGGGGGCGAUCAAGGCACCCCUCCCCCGCCGGCUCGUCCACAGCGCGCCCCUCAGCUGUGUCCAGCCUGCUGGGCGGGUGGGGGCUGGGCAAGUGUGGGCCGAGGGGCCCGCGGGAGGCGGGCACUCGGGUGCCCAGGGGCGCG
Messenger RNA from Condylura cristata (star-nosed mole), 917 nucleotides. RefSeq names its product regulator of G-protein signaling 19 (gene RGS19). The transcript is spliced from 2 exons. The record is from RefSeq and is a predicted model, not a curated record. Lineage: Eukaryota; Metazoa; Chordata; Mammalia; Eulipotyphla; Talpidae. The coding region runs from base 39 to 410 and encodes 123 amino acids.